Heterobilharzia americana is the source of this 2508-nucleotide messenger RNA. Lineage: Eukaryota; Metazoa; Platyhelminthes; Trematoda; Strigeidida; Schistosomatidae. The record is from the annotation of a GenBank genome assembly.
AUGCUACAGAGUAGUAAUGUUCUUCACAGUAAAGAUGACCUUUGGUAUGAGACAGUACAAAAUCGUCUCUUAAUUUAUUCAACUCAUAUCAAUUGUGUUGAAUCUAUAGUACAAGCUGAGUUGUUACUUCUUUCAUCUAAUGAAUCAAUCAAUUUAUCUCUAGUUUGUCAACAAACCUCUCGACCAUGUAUUGAUAAUAUUCUAGAGAUGUUAUACAAAUUUCGUACUCAUUCAUUGCUGGAUAUUGGCUUUAAUUAUGCUUAUUGUCAGCAAUUCAUUGCUUUACGUAUAUUAUUUGAACAUUUUCCAAGAUCUGUUGGUUUAUAUCGAUUAGUGAUUGCAUCCAACUUAUCUGAAACAAUUGAUCCUAAUUUGUACUUCAAAGAAAUUUUCAGUUUACCAUUAAAUUCAUUCAAUCAAUUGGAUUCUGUUGAUGACAUUCAAAAUUGUGAUGAUCAAAAUGUGAACCGGAUUCAAUGUAAUUUCUCUGUUCCAUUGCGUCUAAGUUGGGAGAGUUUAAACAAUCCAUUGGAAUUAGUUCAAAUCAUAUCUAGAUGGUUAGUAGAACGUUCUAUGCAGAUUGAUUGUCGUUCUGGUCUAACUAAUUAUGCACUGAAUUUACUAUCUUUGGGUUCAACUAUCUGUGAAGAACUAAUUAGAGAAAAGAAGGUGAAUGAGGAAGUGGAAAAGUGUUUAAAGUCUUUGAGAAAAGUUCGUCGGGAUUUUAUAGAACUUGUGCAGAUUAUCUACAGUGAACAUAUAUCUCCAAGUACAAUUUUAAAUAUUUCUAACAAUAUCCCCAAUUUGAUAGUUCAACAAUUCAAUGAUGGGAUACAAACAUUUCAGUUAAAUAUGAAACAUUUUCAACAUUUUAAUUCCAAGUCUAUUUUAAAUUAUCUCCUUCAACUUCAUCUAAAUUUGAUUAAUUCUAACACUUCAUAUGAUACAUUAUCAUCAGUUAGUUCAGAUCAUCAUUUAGUUGCCUAUGUUAUAUAUCAAUUGCUACCACAUUUGGCGGAGAAAUGUAUACCAACUGAUUAUGAUGAAUUGAUUAAAUAUUGUCUAUUGUGUUCAGCAAAUUACAUUGGUUUAACUGGUCAUAUUAAACUUUUAGAGACAAUAAAAUUGAGAUCAUUUAGUAAUCUUUGUGAUAAUUUACCAGUAAAUAUAAAUGAAUUAAUCUCUGGGGCUACUAAUCUAGACAACAAUGAUUAUAUAAACAUUUUAAACCCAUAUCGUCUUUUAUCAGGAUUGUUGUAUGUUUUAAUUGAAUACAAACCGAAUUACAAAUCUGAUUCAUUUCUUCAACAUGAAUCGACUAUUUCAUUUACUACAUACUUGAAUGAUGCAACUUGUCUUAUUAAUGCAAUGCUUAUUUAUGCUCAAGAUUCUAUCACUUUACAAAAUACUAAUAAUAUUGAAGAGUAUAAGAAAUUAAUAAAGGAUAUACAAUUAGUAUCUCGUUUUACUUCAGUCUUAACUGAACUUCAAUCUUUAGUCAAGUCGAUUGAAAACGUUUAUGAUACUGGAUAUUUUUGUAAUAUGCUGAAUAGUUGGAUACAAAUUUUUACUCGUCUAACUAUUGUCUAUGAAUAUGAACUUACUGAUGAAAUUAUCGAUAAUACUAUACGACGAAAACGAAUACCAGAAACAUUUGUAAAGGAAUUAAGUGAUUGGCUUCAUCAAUUGCACAGUAGUCUAUCAAAAGGAUUUAAAGGUUAUCCAUCAGAAGUAUGGUUGAAUACUGGUUUACAAUAUGCAUUAUUUGCAUCAGGAAAUGAAUAUUUUUUAGAAUUAUCAAGAGAUUUUUGUCUUAAUUUCAAUGAAUAUGAUGUUGUUAAUUUGGAGGCAAUAACUUCAAAUUUAUGUGAUAGUAGUGAUAGACUAGAGAAAUGGGGAAUUUGUCUAUUGAAUGCUACUCGAAGUGAAGUUAUUGAUUGGCUUCAUCAAUUGCACAGUAGUCUAUCAAAAGGAUUUAAAGGUUAUCCAUCAGAAGUAUGGUUGAAUACUGGUUUACAAUAUGCAUUAUUUGCAUCAGGAAAUGAAUAUUUUUUAGAAUUAUCAAGAGAUUUUUGUCUUAAUUUCAAUGAAUAUGAUGUUGUUAAUUUGGAGGCAAUAACUUCAAAUUUAUGUGAUAGUAGUGAUAGACUAGAGAAAUGGGGAAUUUGUCUAUUGAAUGCUACUCGAAGUUAUGUCAAUACAUCAAUGCCAAGAAGAAUAAAUCUACAAUUCAUAUUCUCAUAUUCAUUAUCUAAUGAGAUAGAAGAUUCUAAUGAAUAUAUGGCACGUUAUUGUCUAAAUAUUAUUCAUACUUCUUCAUAUAUUCAUCAAUAUUGGAGUGAAUCAUUACAAUUAAAAUUUCAAUUAGAAGAAUAUCUACUCAAUUCUUGUGUAUUUAUUAAUACAUUGAAUUCACUACUACCAUUGAAUAAACGUUUAUCCAAUAUAUCACCAUACAAAUUAAGAUAUUUAUGGAGUAAUAAUAAUAAUAAUAAUAAUAAUAUUUAA